AUGGAGGCCCGGGCGCCGAACGGGCGCGGGCCCGGUCGGCGUGCGCGCUCCCGACAAGUGGUGGCGCGCUUCCCCCCACCCUCUGCUUCCCCCUCUCUCGAGGCUGCUGCAGAUCCCUCACGGGAGUUCUUGUGCAGGCUGGCGGAGCAUGGUGGCAGUAGCAGGGCUGGUGGCAGCUGGGAAGUGAGGAGGAGCCAUCGGCCCAGGAGCAGGCCCCCCCCAGACAUGGAGUAUGAAAGACGAGGUGGCCGUGGAGACAGAACUGGCCGCUACGGUGCCACUGACCGCAGCCUCCAGGAUGAUGGGCUGGACAGCCGCAGUCAGAGAGACCAUGAUUACCGGGACAUGGAUUACCGAUCCUAUCCCCGGGACUUCAGCAGCCAAGAACCCCGCCACGAUUAUGACGACUCAUCUGAGGAGCAGAGUGCAGAGGAUUCCUAUGAGGCUUCUUCAGGUUCCGAGACACAGCAGCGUAAGCGGGACAGCCCAACUGAGCCCCUGGGCUUCCCUGGAGAUGGGGACUAUCGGGACCAGGACUAUCGAACCGAGCAAGGGGAGGAAGAGGAGGAAGAGAAAGCCAGUCAUAUCAUCAUGCUGAGAAUGCUGCCUCAGGCAGCUGCAGAGAAUGAU
This is a messenger RNA of Gracilinanus agilis (Agile Gracile Mouse Opossum), 630 nucleotides long. RefSeq names its product RNA-binding protein 10-like. The record is from RefSeq and is a predicted model, not a curated record. The transcript has 4 exons. NCBI's taxonomy places the organism in Eukaryota, Metazoa, Chordata, Mammalia, Didelphimorphia, Didelphidae. The annotation marks the transcript as partial.